GGCAACAGUCGUCUCUCGACCGUCGUUCAAGUGUGUAUGAACGUCGGUCGACAUCUCUACCGCCGAGACGAGAGGAACGAGAAAAACGCGAAACAAGAAAAGAAGCCGGGACAAGUUCGCUUUCGUUCGUGGAUCCGCAUGAGUCUCGCACGCUGACCGCAAUCAGGCAGGUUCUGCUCUUCGCCGGUGCAUCCUUGCUGCGGAAGCGGUCUGCUCCAUUAUUCGGAGUACACGUACAGAAUGUGCUCCGAAAAGAUUGGCGAACACUUCGGGGAUCCCUGAUUCGCGAUUUUACGUGCGAUUUAUGCAUCUUUUUUCUAAUCAAAUGCAUAGAUUAAUAAGGCUAAAUCACUGAUAAAUACGCGCGUUUAGUUUUUAUAUACGUAUUAGACAUUACGUUUUUUUAUAUUAUAUACAGUCGUGGAGACAAGGUGACCAUUUGCUUCAAACCUUGUUACAGUUUCUCGGCUCUGUAAAAGAUGAAGAUCGAUCAGCUCGGACUUCUUCUUUGGAAGAAUUAUAUCGUUCGGAAACGACAAUCAGGAAUCUUAGCCUUGAUAUUUCUCUGGCCAGUAGUGGUUUUUAUGAUUCUUUACACAGUGCGUGAUAAUGUCGAUCCGGAAUAUUACUCGACAUGUCAAUUUCCCGCAAGGUCGAUGCCGCAGGACGGGCUUCUACCUUUUGUGCAGAGUUACAUAUGUAGCGUUGGAAGUCCCUGCGAUCCGUUAUCGGAAUACGAGCAAGUGCCAUCGUACAAAAAUUCCACUUUAAGUCCUUUAAUCGUGGAACUACAACCGAUGCUCAAUAAUAAGACUAUUAUCUCCGCCGUGGAAACGUUGCCGCAGAGUAUUAAAUUGUUGAAGUCGAUGGCAGAGAUCCUCACCAAGCCGGAAAUCAAGGCGCUUUUCGAUAGAGGAAUCCGUUUGGGUGACUUGUUUAAAAAUCACGAAGAAAUUAAAAAUUUAUUAAAAUCUCAAAUGCCGAGAGCAAGAGAGGGUUUGGUUGAUGAUUUAUUCGAAUCAUCCGUAAAAUUAAUAUACUUGAUCAAAACUUUUGGUUCGUCCGACAUCAAUGGCGUCGUUUGCUCCCCGACAAAUCUGAAGAAAUAUUUGAUUCUACCUAAAGAGGAGGACUUUGCAGAGAUUUCGAACGUUCUCUGCAACAUCGACUCGACAGCAAUCCCCGACAUUUUAGAGACUCUUUCGAAGCAUCUGGACUUUACCGGCUUACUGGAGAUGGUCGAUCGCGCAAUGGCAAAAUUUCGCGAUUACAACUUUUUCCAGGAUUUGAAACGAGCGGUAGAAACCAUCCUCGAUCUAAAGACUUCCCAGAAAUACAUACCCGAGUACUUGAAGGUUCGUGAAUGGCUGCCGAAAAUAAUCUUGGUCUUCCAAAACGUUACUUUCAAGGAAAUCGAUCUGGACUUCAUCAAUAAAGCCAUCGUAGUUUUGGAUCCUGUAUUUGCAUACGAACAUGAUUGGCCGCUCGCUCGAAGUGGAUUUCUCAAAUUAAACAGACUUCUAAAGAUGGUGAAAGAAGUUGUGAAGUACCACAAGCUCAAUUCUACCGAAGAUGAUGAUUUCUUCAGCGUGAUGGACCGUUUGGGAGGAGCAAUAUCGACUUUCUCCAAUUCAGAUGAUUACAAUAUUACGCAGAUAUUGGAUUUGUCUUUCUUGAUCUUGCAGGAUGGUUUAAAGCUUACUAAUAAACUUAUCGAUCGUCACAAAAAUGACUUUGAAUUAGCUGCUAACACUUUCGAUGGGCUUAAAAAUUUCUUUUCCGAAAAUAUAGUGAAUUCAGUGACAUAUCUUGUGUCAUUGAUAGAUAAUAUCGUGCAAAUGUCUCAUCACGUCGCAAUUCUUCAUGAAGAUAUCUUGAGAAGAUUAUACGAGAUUUCUAAAAAACAUCAGAAUUUAGUCCAAAAGAUGCUGAUAAAUUUGCAGCCUGUUGUAUACAAAAGAAUUAUUCAUUCCUUUUCGCGAUUAGAUUUUGUAGAGCGUCUACUGGAAGAUUUAAAAAAAGCUAAAUUUGAAGAAGCAUUUUGUCGAAAAGAAACAAUGAACGAGAUAUUCGAUAAUUACAUUGAAUUUGAGGACAAAUCGAACGAAAUUGAUGAAUUAUUCUGCAGCGAUGACGGAAAAAAAUUAAUUACCGAUGUCUAUAAUAGUUUCGAAUUUCACAAAUUUGCAACUAUUGUGACCAAAACUUUAUCGACCAUGGUUACUAUGGCAUUCAAACGACCUGUCAAAAUCGAAAGUUCAAACUUAACAUCCGUUGUAAGGGACGUAAGAGGAUUCGUAACUUAUCUAAACACACGGAAAGUAACAUAUUUGAAUUGGACUAUUUUUCAAACCACUGACGAAUGGUCGAAAAUUUUCAAAGAGACGCAACUUCAAGGAAAAUUGGAUAUUCUGGGAAUUCAUUUAAGCAUAGCAAAACUGCUGGGUUCCACUAGUCUAUCCUAUAUGACAAUCAGGCCGGAUCUGGAAAAUAUGGACUUUUUAGCCGAGAUGGUUCUGCAAGAUCUACGAACUAAUCCUACCAGCUGGAUAGAGGAAGUACGUCAUCGUCAAUCUGAGUUGAUCGAAUCGUUUUAUCUCACCGUCACGGAUAGAAAAAAGACAUUACAGAUCUUGGAAUAUUCGAAUUUUACGAGAACGUAUUGCAUGAAUCCGAAUCCGCCGGCUCUGUUAAAUUUUCCUAAGGAAUCGAACAGCACAAUUCUGAAGGAGCUGGUGUGCGAUCUAUCCAAAUUGGUGCAAACGAAUCUGGAACUAAACGUGACCAACGUCGAAUACGAGGAAACCACGCGCAGGCAGAAGGAAUUUAAUUGGACUGGCUUCAACGAGAAAACAAUUGAGAUUUAUCAAUAUAUCGAUACCUUGGUUCAGCAGGAGGGUCAGCGUUAUGAUUUAAAGAAAUUGGAGAAAUUGAAGCAGAACUUUAUAACUUCGUGGACAAAAGAUAUAACGGCGAAAGACGCAUGGGAGAUCAGCGUAGGUUCAAUCUGCAAGCUCUUUAACGUAAUGGAGAGCCCACUUUUUGGAAUUCAAACCAGAGAAAAUUGGAAGAUGAUUUACGGACUCGCGUGGGCGACCUCGGUGAUUUUCGACAACAUCGAGAAAAUCGUCGACCAGAUCCAGAAGAAUGAUCACAUAAUGAAGAUUUCCGAUAUUUUGGAGGAAAUGCCGCAGACCGAGAUGCUUGUCGGUUCGUUCUUGAGAAAUUUAUCCCCGAUCAUCCUUGAUAUAGUUGAUAUGAUAACUUUGAGGCCAAUUUCUCUAAUAUCGGUUCUUGAUGAUUAUAAAGAACGUGAAACAAUGUGGCCUUGCGUCAUAACCAAUAGCGUUGGUGUUGCCUUGGAGUUAAGAAAUGGAAGUCGAGAAGUUGUACGACAGAUUGAAAAGAUCGGUUGCAGUCCGAGUCUCUUUAUUAAAGAGUGGAGAGAACAACCGGUAUUAAUGAAGGUCCGAAAAAUUCUCGAGCAUGAUGAAAAUGCAGAUUUACCAGCAUUCAAUUGGACUCGAGGCUAUAGAAAAUUUCGACAAUUGAUUACAAAACUUGAUAAUUUAAUAAACGAUGCUAAAGAAGUUGUUUUGGCGGAAGAACCGCAAUUGAGCAAGUACUUAACGACACUUGCGGAGGAAGCAGAUGAUAUAAUCGAAGAAAGAAUGCCAAGCAUGCAUAAUGAUUGGAGAAAUACCUUGGAUCAUGUCGAUUUAGAGAUCGACAAAGCAAUCAAAGCUUUUGGCAGUGAGCAUUCUGCAAGUGAAAUUUGGAAACCAUCAGUUGAUCCCAGUGAUCGCAUUCUUAUUCUUUUAAAAUACGUUUCCAAUAUCAUUCAUAAAGGCUCACGUAUCAUAACAAACAUAUUGAAUCGUGGCGUAGGAAAAAUCAGUUUAUUAGCCUUGCUAGGAUUUGAUAAUAAAUCUCCUAUCAGCAUUUUUCACGAUCAGCUACCUUAUAUUCUGUCGAUGUUGGUAAAUGGAAUAUCCGAUCCUGUAAUCGACGAUCAAAUCGUCACGACGCUGAAAAAUAACACUGCAAUCACAUGUUCGAUGAUGUUCGAUUGGUUGUCCGACGUUAGAAUCGGUCUGACCGCCGAGGAUUACAGAGUCCUGAAAAAUUUCACUUGCGAUUUUGAUCCUGAAAAUUUCAACGUCUACACGGAUCUUUAUAUGGCGGAAACGACGAUCUGGCAGAAACCCGUUAACAAGUAUCGAUCUUACGUAGCUUCGAUGAUCGGCGAUUUGUAUGAUCUUACGAGAAGCAUCAGUCUCACAAUGAAAAACAAAGUAGUCAUCGAGCCACCCUUCUCUAAGAGAUACUUGGAUCAUAUGUUGCAGACAUUGAGAGAGACACUAGAGAUUAAGCGCGAAGAGAGCACUUUUCACAAGGAAUUGAAAUUGGAUGAAGAAUGGUCGAAUUAUAGAUUACUGAUAGAGGGAAUGUCGGAGGUUUUGAUGCACAUUGGCGACGCUUUGAAGAAAGCCGAGAUACAUAACUAUAAUUUAGAAAUUUGGAAACUGGCGGAGAACGGCGAUACGCGUCAACUGCUAAAGAUUCUGGAAGAGAAUCCCGAAGAGACUAUCGCUUUAAUUGCUACUCUUAGCACGCUCAAUUAUACGACCGGUAAAUUCAUGCCCUUCAAAGAUAUCAGAAGGACCAUGUGUACUCUCCAUUUUAAUUCUAAUUACUGGUCCACGCCAAACAGAACGCAUUUUCUACAAAGAGUGUGCUCGUUCGAUCCCUAUCAGCUGUUGAAGACCGCCACGAGCGACGAAUAUCACGAUGUUGUUACUGGUCGAAAAACUACUUUUUCAACAUCAACGCCAUUAGCCAUGUCAUUAAUAAAAUUAUUGGACGACGUCUCGAAUUUUACCGCCGCGCUGCCAGGAGUGAGUCUCAAGUCGAACAUCUUCAACGCGACGACGUGGAAGAAUCUUUCCAAUGAAACCUGGGCCUUGAUACUUAAAUCCGAGAAAUCCUGGAUCCACAAUAAUCAAAAUUCUUCAUUGUACAGAUUUCGCGUGAACUCGAGCUUCUUUGUCGACUCUAGCAGAUUAUUUCAACUUCUGGAAUCCGUGAUCGAUCUUACGUCAGGCGGCGAUACCUGGCAGAAACUUCGCGUCAUGCACGAGACGUCGAAGUUUAAGCCUCUGUUAACUCUCGUGGAGGACACGCCUAAUCUCCUAAUCACUGCCGUCGACACCUUCGUCUCGUCCGAGAGGCUAGACGAUUUCAUACACAAGCUUAUCCUAGGCCAAGUGCACCCUUGCAACGUUGAUCGAUACUUGAUCCCGCCUAAUUAUAUGAGGAAGAAGGGUUUACUUUCCAGCAUUUCGAAUUUUUGUCAGAAGAUCUUGAUGAGUGACAGUCAUCUGAUAUGGACAGAUCUAUUGCCUUAUGAAGGAAAAUACAAUAAUAGCCUUACAUCCGAUAUGUCUGAAGCGGCAGAUGAAAUGCAAUUGAUGCAAAGGGUACGUGGAUUGCAAACUACUUUAGUUCGCGUUUUAUUUGAAGGCUUCAAGCAAUUAAAAAUUCCUAUUUGGUGGACCUCGUUCGAGGAAGGCACUUUAAAAGACUUUAACGCGGAUUAUAAGAAAAAGGACACAAGGACUCUAGCAGAUUUGAUGCUGAAGAAAUCAGUGAAGCUUUUGAGAAGUUAUUUAGAAACUCAAACUGAUGUCAACAAUUGUACGUGGUGUUUCACACUUCCAUUAGAGAUCUUAAAUUCCCAGCUGAUACAUCAUACUCUCUAUUCAAAUCUAUUUUGUCAAAUGAAUCGAUUAAAUAUAUCGGAGAUUCACAAAAUGUUAAUCAAUGAUUUUAACUGGAAUAAAACGAGCAAUAUGAUCAAGGAUUAUAAACUGCUGAAUAAGAAAAAGACACUAAACGAAUUUAUAACCGUGUUUGAAACUACUUUACAUUACGUCGCCGAUAUUAUAAUCGAAUUCCAAAAUGAGACAUACCAUGACAAGGUGACCAACUGUUUUUACAAAUUCGUCGGCGGUCGUACGUUUUCUCGACCAGGAUUGUACAUCACGUUCUUUUUGAGCGUACUCGACAUGUUGCGAGAGAACGUUUUCAUUCUCGACUCGGCGAGCAUCCAUGAGAAUAUUAAUAAUUUAACCAGAAUGUCCGAGAAAUACGUACCAAUCUGGCGACCGUUGCGAGACGUGGUGAAAAAAUCCGAGCUCGCUGACAUCGACGCUGCUCUGCCGAAUGCCACUAUCAACGUGAACGCGAUACUGAAUGAUCGGAAUACAAGUUUGUGCCGGACAAAAAUCGACUGUCAGAACGCGACGAUUUUAUACAAUUUUCUCAGCUCAAAAAGAGCUGGCAAGGUUUUCCGAUACGAUCCGAGGGCGUCCAAAUAUCCGUCGGUGUCCGACAUUUCAAAUCUGUUGGCUCGCAGCCUUGACGUGAACCUCAUAAAUCGGCAACAGGCCUUCUGGCGUUCCCAAGCCUCCUGGGAUCUCACCUGGCUCAAGGAGAUCCUGGGUCAUCUGUCCUCGAUCCUCGGAGAAAGCGGGAAUCUGUUGGACGUCGCUAGUAAAAUAGAUUUCGAGGACGUCUCCAACGUACUCGGGAUCCCCGAUCUCGCCGAUGGCAUAGUCAAUAUAUUGAACGAUAAAACGGUCGACAAACUCUUUGACGGAUUGAAAGACCUCCUCGAAGAUGUAAGGCCGUUUAUAAAUGACCACGAAGUAAUCGAUGAUUUACAUAGCAUGAUCACGGCAUUGGAGUCAAUGGAGAUUUUCAAAAAUUUAGGACUGCUCAAUAUGAAAUAUGUUAUCAGAGAAAUGUUCGACAAUUGGGACUUUGUGAGAGCAUUUUUAAUCGACAAAAUUGGCAUAAGUAACGAAAUCGCGCUUACUUUAAGUCAGGCUAAGAUAGACAUGAUCGCGGUUUUCAUGCAAGAACGCGGUGUUAUUAGUAUGAAAGAUACUAUUUGUUCGCCCGAGAAACUUGGCGAUAUGUUGUUCUUCAAUAAUACUCUCACAACUGCUGAUGAAGUUAGCUCCGUACUUUGCCAAUUGGAGGAUUCGCAGACGCAAAAUAUUGUUAUCACAUUGAUGAAGAAUAUAAAUUUCGAAUAUAUUUUUAAAAAUUUAAUGAGCGCUAAUGUAAAAAAUAUAUUGGCUAACGCUAAUCUAACGGAAACCGAAGGAAAAGUUAUAUUGGAUAAUCUUGGCGUUGCAGCGGAACUAUUUCCAUUUUUCAGAGACAAGCUAUCGGGAAGCUUUUCCUUAGGAAAUGAUACAGAAGAAAGUAAUACGGAAGAGACGGGAGAAAAGCUAUCCAGUACGCAAUUCCUAAAGACUGGUAGCGAAAUGCUUUGUGGGAAAACAAUGCUUCAAGACAAUGGACAGAUUUAUAAAAUUAUCUCUAGUUUGGAAGACACCAAUAAGGCAUACGAUCAGAAGGAACUCGAGUCUCUGCCAACAAGUUUCUGCAAAGAAACAUACAAAACUGUGCUCAGUAUGCCUGUCGGAAAGAUUAUUUGGUCAUACGUUAAGCCUCUAUUACGCGGUCAGAUUCUUUAUGCGCCCAAUACUAUCGCGAUCUCCGAAGUUAUGACGUUGGCGAACGAAACUUUUGUGCAGAUGGGACAUCUCAGCGUCAUGGUGAAUAGUUUAGAGAAGACUCUAAAGUCUCUGGCCAGUCUCUCGGAGAUGGGCGAUACUUUGAAAGACUUACAGAGUAUAAUGUCCUCCGACGUCAUGAAGGUUGCUGUCAAAACGAUGGGUGGUGGCAAUUUUGAAGGUGAUUUUUCCGAGCUCGAUCUCAGCGAGAUUGCAUGGCGGCUGAAAAAAUCGAAGAAUUUGAUUUCGAUGAUCGAGGCGUUGAACGACAUGAUGGGAUGCGUGCUUGUAAACAGAACAAUAGGAUUUUCUUCGGAAGAGGAACUGGAAGUAGCAGCCAGACGCUUGACCGACACAAAUGAGUUUCUCGCCGGAGUAAUCUUUCUGGACACUACCUCAGGUCGUGCGAAGAAAUCUCUAGAUUACGAAUUACCAGACAAUAUCACCUAUAAGAUUCGUAUGGAUGUGGAUUAUGUGCCAUCCACCAAACGAUUGAAGACUCAAUUUUGGAUUCCUGGACCUGAAAGCAGCUUUCUCGAACAUCUCAGGUAUCUUCGUGGUUUCAUUCAACUUCAGGACUCGGUCGAUCGUGCGAUCGUGAAGGUAAAGGCUCGAAGGGAUCUCAAUUGGCAGACACUCAUACAACAAAUGCCAUAUCCGUGUUGGAAAUACAUACCAUUUCAAACAACGCUUUAUGAAUCUCAAGGUAUGCAAGUAUGCUUUUUCUUCGCAUUAAUGAUGUGCGUCGGAUCGGCCGUCAGGCAUAUUGUUUGGGAAAGAGAAUCACAAAAUGCCAUGGUAAUGAGCGUAAUGGGAUUAAAGCCAUGGCGAAAUACCCUGGCUUGGUUCAUAACGUCUAUUGUAGAACUGUCAAUUGUUAUGAUCUCCAUUAGUUUAAUUUUACUCGCUGGAAAAAUCCUUCCUAAAUCGGAUCCUUUCUUAAUACUUAUUAUACUUUUCGAUUACAUCUUUUCGAUUGCUACUUUUUGCUAUAUGAUCUCGACGAUAUUUAGUUCUGCUAGUCUUGCCGCAGUUACCACGGUUGUCAUGUUUCUAUUAACUUAUAUGCCGUAUGUCAUUGUCAUCGCUAUGGAAGCUGUAUUCGGACUUGGAUAUAAACUUUUAAUCUGCUUAAGCAUGUCCACCAGUUUCUGUUACGGAUGUCUGUACGCCGUACGAAAGGAAGUUCAAGGUGUCGGUCUUCAAUGGGCACACGUGUGGGAAGAAUCGAGUCCUGGUGAUCCAAUGUCUUUGGGAUUGGUGUUGUUAAUGAUCGCGUUCGACGGUUGUCUGUAUGCCGUAAUUGGCUAUCUAAUCACCAGAUACACAAAUUCAGGCAGGGGUUUUCACGGUUUGAGGUGCCGUAGCUUAUGGUGGUCCGGCACACCUUCUCUCUAUGGCAGACCGAGCUACCUCGCCUUCGUCAACAACCUCUAUUUCACUAACGACGUUCUCCAUCCUUCAGCCGCUUACCAAGAUGACGAGAGCGAUAUCAGCAGCUUGACGGUGACAGAGAAGCAAAUUGGCGUAAAAUUCGAGGGUGUCAGGAAAGUUUAUCAAACUGAGCAAGGCAACGUUGUGGCCGUGGAAGACUUUACUUUAAAGCUCUGCGAGGGUGAAGUGACAAGUUUACUUGGCAGAAAUGGCGCAGGAAAGACGACUAUUAUCAAGAUGCUCACAGGUAUGGUCGCUCCGACCAGCGGCGAGAUUCGUCUGAAUGGAGAAGAAAAUUGCAAGCCCGAUAUAGGAGUGUGUCCUCAAGAAAAUGUGCUCAUCGGAACUCUGACGCCGAGGGAGCAUAUGAUUUUUUACUGGAAACUUAAGAAAUCUGGCAAUAAUAAUGCUGACAUGCAGAAGCACGUUAACGAAAUGCUGGCUUCGUUGGAGCUCGGACGUCAAGAACACGAGCCCGUGUCACGUUUAUCGGGUGGUACACGACGUCGGCUCUGCGUAGCUCUCGCUUUCCUCGGUUCGCCACGAUUAGUGAUUCUGGACGAGCCCGGCGCCGGGGUGGAUCCCGCGGCUAGACGACGAAUCUGGCGAUUGAUCGACCAACACAGGAUCGGUAGGACCGUGCUCCUUUCGACCCAUCACUUGGACGAGGCCGACAUGCUGAGCGACACCGUGGUGGUGAUGCACAAAGGAAAGAUCCUGUGUACUGGUUCACCACUGUCUUUGAAAAUGACGCACGGCAGAGGAUACCGAUUAAACGUAUCCUUCCCGGCCGAGCAUUGUCCCAAUGGAGAGGCAGGAAUAGGAGGAAUAGGAGAGCCAAUCGGCAAAAAGGAUUUGAAGACUCUUCGCACGAUUGUCGAGGAGGUUGUUCCAAAUGUCACGAUGAAUGAAAUAUCCGAGUCGGAGGUCGUCGUCACGUUGCCUUUUCAAGGAACAAAUGGCAUGAACAACGACAUCGCGCAAGCGGCAAAGUCAUUGGAAGACAAUCGUAAGCUCUUGGGAUUCUCGCACUUCUCAUUGGAGUGCGACACUUUGGAAAGAGUCUUCUUGGAUCUUUGCACGAGAGCAGACAACAAAUCGAGUAUUGUCAAAGCAAAUGAAGAUAGUGUCGCCGUAAUAGAGCACGUUGAAAUUCCCAUGCCAAAUGAUGACAUCGAUUUAAGUUCUACGGAGAUGAUAAUAAAACCCUCGCCGAUACGACAAAUGAAGGCCAUGAUAAAAAAGAAGGUAUGGCAUUUCGCGAGAGACUGGAGAGCACCGUUGGCAGCGCUCAUUUUACCGACCAUGUUCGUCGCAGUCGCCAUGGGAUUUUCUCUAAUACGACCACCAUCCGAGGACGAACCACCUCUGGUUUUGACUCCCAAACUUUAUGACACUCAUCCGACUUACUUUUACAGUAUUGAUGACAGUAACGAUCCGUUUCUACAACAUGUAUCAAUGCAACUGCACGAUCGCUUCGGAGAUGAUUACGCGGGUGCAUGGCAAACUUUACCUAACGAUACCGGAACCUGCGAAUGUUUGGAUGGUCAACAAUCUUGUCGAGGUGUUUCUAAAGCUGUCGAAGGUCUCCUUCAGACCUUACCUGGUCGGCCUACUUUAGACUGGAUCGUUUCGACGCAUCAAGAGUAUAUAGAGAAACGAUACGGCGGUUGGUCUCUGUCACACUCUGUUAAAGAGGAUCCUCUUUUUGUCGUUUGGUACAAUAACAAGGGCCACCACUCGUUGCCAUCGUAUCUGAACGCCCUCAACGAGGCAAUCCUACGAGCAUCCGGGGUGCAAGGACACUUAACUACACUCAAUCAUCCCUUGAAGCUAUCAAGAGAUCAGCUGAACCGAACUACUUUGCUGCAACAUGUGGCGGAUGUCGGUGUGGCCGUAGUACUUUUAAUAGCGUUUAGUUUAGUUGGAGCUCAGGGAACAAAGGAGUUAGUGAGAGAAAGAUUAUCAGAAGAAAAGAGAAUAUUCUAUUUGGCUGGAGUUCAUCCUAUUACAUAUUGGACGACAGUUUUAAUUUGGGAUUUCAUAGUAUUUGGCUGUGCUAUUUGCUUGGCGGUAAUUGUUUUCGAAAUUUUCGGUUUAUCAGCCUACGUUGCAAAAGAUAAUCUCGGCGGUAUCGUUCUUUUAUUAUUUUUAUUUGCAUGGGCGGCAAUACCAUUUUCGCAUUUAGCAGAGAAAGCUUUCGACGACUCGAGUCUGUCCAACAUGGUGCUCUUCUGCGUAAAUACUUUCAUGGGCGUGAUUUGCCUAGCGACAGUUUUGGUGUUCGAUAUUGUCGGUAAAACUAAAGCAGCCGAAGACGUGAGAAACGUUCUGCAUUACACCUUCAUGAUCUUCCCGCAAUACUCCUUCGGCGACGCGUUAGUCGAGAUAUCGAGGAACGACAUCACCUCCGAAUUACUGCAGAGAUUUCACAUGGACACUUACAAGUCACCCCUCGGCUGGGAUCUUCUCGGUCUUCAUUACGUUUUCCUGGCUGUCAUCGGCGCGGUUCUAUUCACGCUGAAUAUAAUGAUCGAGUGUCGCAUCUUGCCCGACUUGAAGAAACAGAAGGUUAGUUACGAGGUCGUGCAAGAGGACGACGACGUCGCCAGGGAAAGAUUGAGAAUCGAGGCUGGAAUGGUCGAUGACACCCUGAAGACCGUGAAGCUGAGGAAGGAAUAUAAGAGCGUAUACGGGACAAAUGUCGCGGUGCAAAAUUUAAGCUUUGGCGUACAAGCGGGAAGAUGCUUCGGCCUCCUGGGGGUGAAUGGGGCGGGAAAAAGCACGACGUUCAAAAUGCUGACAACGGAAAUCAUUCCUACGGCCGGGAAGAUUAUUCUUAAAGGAAGCGAGAUUGGCGCCGGACCUCUGUGCAACGGCGAGGUUGGCUACUGUCCACAGAGCGAUUCUUUGGACGGGUUUCUCACUCCCCAUGAGUGUCUGACGGUUCAUGGAGAAGUUUGCGGACUGAAUAAUGUUCCUAAGGCUGUCGAGACAACGCUGAAGAGAUUCGAUCUCCUCAAGUACGCUCAUCGAAGGAUCAGUGGUCUUAGCGGCGGUAAUAAAAGGAAGUUAUGCGCCGCUGUAAGUGUCAUGGCACCUGUGUCAAUUGUUCUCAUGGACGAACCUACAAGCGGAAUGGAUCCUGCCACAAAGAAUCUCGUAGCCAGAGCCGUAAGACACGUGACGAAGAAUCAAGGAUGUGUCAUCCUGACUUCGCAUAGUGUCGCCGAAUGCGAAAACCUUUGCACGAGGGUAGGAAUCCUCGCCAGGGCCGGUCUCAGGUGUAUAGGAACGCCGCAACAUUUGAAGCACAAAUUCGGCGAAGGAUACGUUAUCUUCCUGAGGUUCGGCCAACCAGUUUCCCCUACGAAUCUUAGGAGCGCUAUCUUGAAAUAUCUGCCACAGGCGAUGAUCUCUUCGAGGCAGGCAACGGCUGCCCGACUUUUGCUACCACGGAGCCAAGACACGACGCUCAGCGUGAGCUUCAACAUGGUGAAGCUGUUGGCGGAGGAGCUUAAGGCCACGGACUACACACUCACACAAAGCUCGCUGGAUCAGGUUCUGGUAAAUUUCUCGGAGGAGCUGGACGACGAAGGCGUCGACGCGACCAUCUUUGGCCAAAGCAGUAGAAACAGCAGCGUGCCCAACAUGUAUUCCAGUAUGGACACUAUACACAUGGACACGUUUUAAAAGUGCUGUUUAAUUAGGUGUAAAAUAAAAACUCUAGAAAGCUCUCUAAAAUUAGCUCUCACUAAAAAUAGACACACACAAAUUUAACUAAAAUUUUACGUCUCUACACUCUUGAUAAAAACUCGCCCGUUCGUCGAAUGCGCUCCAGCGAUUCCGCGCGUUCUCGUGGCGAAUGCUGUGAUAGUUUGCCUUUACGUUCGACGCCACGACGAAAAGCGCGAUUUAUACAAGUUUUAUUUAUACAGAAGAAAAAGAGCGCUUCGUAUUUCUCACGAGGUUUUUCCGAAGCGAAAGAUUUACAUAUUCAUUCACUCAUGAAACGUUUGGAUCGAGUUCUUAAAAAUGGAUUUUUUUUUUUGAAAUUUAUGAUAAAUUUUACUUUGAUUGAAUAAUGUAAAUAUUGUAUUUUUGCGGUUAAUCUUGAUUUAGUAAUGAUUUUAUAUAGAAUUAUUAGUAUAUUUUUAGUAGAAUACACAAAAAUUGUAUGUUUGUUUUUAGAAUUAUAAAAUUAAGAAAAA
Molecule: messenger RNA, 13234 nt
Organism: Nylanderia fulva
Lineage: Eukaryota; Metazoa; Arthropoda; Insecta; Hymenoptera; Formicidae
Gene: ldd
Product: lipid droplet defective
Biological process (GO): lipid transport; transmembrane transport
Cellular component (GO): membrane; intracellular membrane-bounded organelle
Molecular function (GO): ATP hydrolysis activity; lipid carrier activity; ATP binding
Source: RefSeq, a predicted model, not a curated record